AUGGCUAAGAUCACCACUUUCUUACUGCUUACGUGCGCUUUUGGAUAUUCGAUAUGCUCGGAAUCUACAUCCGCCGCCUCGGAAAAAUCAGAACCAUCCAAAGAACACAAGGACAAUAAAGAUGCAGACGUGGCAGAUAGACGAAUUCUUUAUUCGCAAGAUAUUUCUGGACUCCCGCAGAGACCACGGCUGUUGCAAAACGCGUUGCCAGUAGAAUGCGUUGUGUGCACCGAUUGUCCAAAUGUUAACGAUGACACUCCAUCAAAGCUAUGCCCUUACAGUCUCGAUCCAAGUAAAAGGGGAAAAUGUGUGACGUACGCGGAACAAUAUAAACAUAUGCAAAGACCCUGGUACAUCCGAGGCUGUGCAUCUGAACGAGGCUCCUGUGACGACAUAAAAAGGGCUCACGAAAGCUUCGGUGACAUGGUCACCCUUCUCUCUUGCAAUGAGUGUGAGGGAGAUAGAUGUAACCGAAACGGAGCAGCCACAUUUGCGGACUAUACUAUAGCGUUUAUCACGCUUAUAGUAACCCCAUUUAUUUCUAAGGCUACUUUAUCCUAA
Pieris macdunnoughi is the source of this 561-nucleotide messenger RNA. The record is from the annotation of a GenBank genome assembly. Lineage: Eukaryota; Metazoa; Arthropoda; Insecta; Lepidoptera; Pieridae.